AUGUCAUACAGCGUGACUCUGACCGGGCCUGGGCCCUGGGGCUUCCGUCUACAGGGGGGCAAGGACUUCAACAUGCCCCUCACCAUCUCCAGGAUCACUCCAGGAAGCAAGGCAGCCCAGUCCCAGCUCAGCCAGGGUGACCUCGUGGUGGCCAUCGACGGCGUCAACACAGAUACCAUGACCCAUCUGGAGGCCCAAAACAAGAUCAAGUCUGCCAGCUACAACCUGAGUCUCACCCUGCAGAAGUCAAAGCGUCCCAUUCCCAUCUCUACGACCGCACCUCCAGUUCAGUCACCACUGCCGGUAAUCCCCCAUCAGAAGGACCCUGCUCUGGACACGAACGGCAGCCCCGAGGCCAGGGCCGGCCUGGGCACCCCGGGCACGCCGGAGCUGGGGUGCGCCUUCAGUCCUGCCUUCUCUCAGGCCUCUAUCUGCUCGCCAUCUGUGGAGGUCUUGGACCCCAUUCCUUCACAGGGCAGCCCGGGCACCAAGACCAGCUCAGAGGGGGCCCAGGGGGCCCAGGGCUCACGCCAGCUGAGGCAGUAUAACAACCCCAUUGGCCUGUACUCGGCAGAGACCCUGAGGGAGAUGGCUCAGCUGUAUCACAUGAGCCUCCGAGGGAAGGCCUCAGGUGCCGGACUCCUUGGAGGCGCCGACUACCAGGAACGCUUCAACCCCAAUGCUCUGAAGGACUCGGCCCUGUCCACUCACAAACCCAUCGAGGUGAAGGGGCUGGGCGGCAAGGCCACCAUCAUCCAUGCCCAGUACAACACCCCUAUCAGCAUGUACUCCCAGGAUGCCAUCAUGGAUGCCAUCGCUGGCCAGGCCCAGGCCCAGGGCAGUGACUUCAGCGGGAGCCUUCCUGUGAAAGAUCUGGCAGUGGACAGUGCCUCCCCUGUGUACCAGGCUGUGAUCAAGAACCAGAACAAGCCAGAGGAUGAGGCCGACGAGUGGGCUCGCCGCUCCUCCAAUUUGCAGUCACGGUCCUUCCGUAUCCUGGCCCAGAUGACAGGGACCGAAUUCAUGCAAGAUCCAGAUGAGGAAGCCCUCCGAAGGUCAAGGCCCCAGGCCUCUGCCUACAGUCCUGCAGCGGCUGCCUCUCCAGCACCUGCCUCCCACACCAGCUACAGCGAGGGCCCUACGACCCCUGCGCCCAAGCCCCGGGUCGUCACCACUGCCAGCAUCCGGCCGUCUGUCUACCAGCCAGUGCCAGCAGCUACCUACAGCCCGUCGCCAGGAGCCAGUUACAGUCCAGCCCCCUACACGCCCUCCCCUGCCCCUUCCUACACUCCCUCCCCUGCCCCUGCCUACUCCCCCUCCCCAGCGCCAGCCUACACCCCCUCACCUGCCCCCAAUUAUAACCCUGCACCCCCAGCAACUUCAGCAGCAGGCUACGGUGGGGGCACCCCAGAAACUGCCAGCCGUCCCCCCUGGGUGACAGAUGACAGCUUCUCUCAGAAGUUUGCCCCUGGCAAAAGCACCACCACCGUCAGCAAGCAGACCCUGCCACGGGGGGCCCCAUCCUAUGCCCCUGCAGGCUCCCAGGGACCCCCUCUGGCCAGGGGCACCGUCCAGAGAGCUGAACGCUUCCCAGCCAGCAGCCGGACUCCACUCUGCGGCCAUUGCAACAAUGUCAUCCGGGGCCCUUUCCUGGUAGCCAUGGGUCGCUCCUGGCACCCAGAAGAGUUCAACUGUGCCUACUGCAAGACCUCCCUAGUAGACAUGUGGUUUGUGGAGGAGCAGAAUAACGUUUACUGUGAACGGUGUUAUGAACAGUUUUUUGCCCCACUUUGUGCCAAGUGUAACACCAAGGUCAUGGGGGAAGUGAUGCAUGCCCUGCGGCAGACGUGGCAUACCACCUGCUUCGUGUGUGCAGCGUGCAAGAAGCCCUUUGGGAACAGCCUCUUCCACAUGGAAGAUGGGGAGCCCUACUGCGAGAAAGACUACAUCAACCUGUUCAGCACCAAGUGUCAUGGCUGCGAUUUCCCCGUGGAGGCUGGAGACAAGUUUAUUGAAGCCCUGGGGCAUACCUGGCAUGAUACCUGCUUCAUCUGUGCGGUCUGCCACGUGAAUUUGGAGGGACAGCCAUUCUACUCCAAGAAGGACAAGCCCCUGUGCAAGAAGCACGCCCACGCCAUCAAUGUGUAGGGGGCUCAGUGUAGCCUGUGCGGGCGAGACAAGACCCGCAGCUGCUCCUGCUGCUGGCAACAGUGGAUUCGCAGUCUGAUGUGUCUUUUUUGGGGGGGAAAGGGGAAGGAGGAAGCGAUUGAGCCCCUUUGAAGUAUAAUUUUAGUCCUUCCUUCUGUACACAGAAUGUGCAUUUGCAUAGUUCAGACUAGAAGCCAAACGAACAUUCUCCACCAAACUAGCAAUUAAUCCAAGACUCUGUAGUGUUGUACUUCAAACGUUUAGGACAGAAUUCCGAGACCUCCAAAGUGGCUCAUGAACAACGACUUUCCCAAAGCCCUAACACCCUUUGCUGCGUCCUCCGUCUGUCCCGGCAUGGGGACUGAGCUCAGUGUGGUUAGUUGGUCGGUCUGUCAUUUGCUGAGACUCUGAAGCUGAGGUCUCCCAAACUCCUCUGGCAAACAAGAGCGAGUGCCAAACCCUCACUCGCUGCAGGUUAUUUUUAGAGCCAUAGCUGAGAGCUUGUUAGUUAAAUCCGAUCAGGCUUUCCUCACCAAAAAAGGAAGUGUUAUUCCCCCGACCAGCUCUCGGAGCGACCUCUGUGCAUCGGGCCUCAGACCCCGCACAAGCUGGAAUUGUUGGACAGAAAGUCCUGGCGUGUCCACAGCACUGUCAUCCAGCGGGGGCCACUCACUGGGCAGUGGCUUGAGCUUGGGGAGGGCUCCCUCUCUGGCCGUGAAGCACCCCUACAUCCCUGCAAGGUUAUGGUCCUGCCUCAGUUGUGCGGGGAGAGUGGAACUGGCUUCUUCCCAUCUGGCUUUGUGGUGUGUGAGCAGGCAUUGGCAAAGGGCUCUGGGUUGAGUAUCCAUGCAUGUGUCUCACCCCCUCCCCAACAUGCAAACCACCCCUAGUCUGCCCCAGCACCCUGGGCCCACCCCCAACUAGGUGCGUGGUCUGUGAAUGGGCAGAGCCAGGCAGUGUUCCAAGAGGGUGGUGGCUCAAGAGCUCAGACUCUUCCUGAUUUGCUGGCACCUUCAGCAGGAGCUAAGGAGCAGGUGGAACCUCUCCCCUUGCAGGUCUGCACUGUCCAUCUCACAGGUCCAUGGUAAACCCUGGGUGGUUGCUGGGAGGAACAGAUGGACCAAGAUCCAUGCUUUGGCCAUUUGGGCCAAUAUUUUGAGAAUGUGUGCAACUGAGUCUUUUUAUGGAAGUAGGUAUGGGCCCGCGAGCCUCUCCACCGUGUCAGUGACCGUGGGAGCUGAGGUGAACGUGGCCCGGCUGUUGGGUUGCUGCGGAAGCUGCUCGGCUCUGUCCUUUUUAGGAAGCACAGUUACUCAGUGAAGCAGCUGUGGCACCAACGCCAGCUUGUGCAUGGAUGGCUCCUGCUUGGGCACAGCAUCCGGGCGCCCUUCCAACUCUGCUACUCUCUCCUCACCCCUGCUUUUUUUUUUUUUUCCUGCACAUUUGAAAAGUUUUACCGGAAUGCAUUAAAACUCUUGGCUUUGCUUUUCUGGGAACUGAGGCUUCCAGGAGACUACCAGUCUACUGGACUGGGGCUCUUCCCCCUGCGAGUGUGACAAGGAGGCAGCUACUUGUGUCCCUGGCAGGAAGCCUGCGUCCCCCACCUCCUCUCCCGCUCAUGUGAAGCCACCAA
Molecule: messenger RNA, 3781 nt
Organism: Ochotona curzoniae (black-lipped pika)
Lineage: Eukaryota; Metazoa; Chordata; Mammalia; Lagomorpha; Ochotonidae
Gene: LDB3
Product: LIM domain binding 3
Exons: 13
Coding region: 1-2148 (715 amino acids)
Biological process (GO): actin cytoskeleton organization; muscle structure development; heart development
Cellular component (GO): stress fiber; adherens junction; Z disc
Molecular function (GO): muscle alpha-actinin binding; actin binding
Source: RefSeq, a predicted model, not a curated record